Messenger RNA from Triticum dicoccoides, 579 nucleotides. Its product is annotated as protein FAR1-RELATED SEQUENCE 11-like. Lineage: Eukaryota; Viridiplantae; Streptophyta; Magnoliopsida; Poales; Poaceae. The transcript has 3 exons. The annotation marks the transcript as partial. The record is from RefSeq and is a predicted model, not a curated record.
AUGGACGAAGAAUCUGCAUUCGGGAGGGACGAGAAUGAUACUGAUAAGGUGACUAAGACCAAUAACGAUAACUUGAACGAAGAUGAUGACAGCAGCGACAACGAUUCCGUCUCGUCAUAUGAUAUCUUACCUCCGGAGGAUUUUGAUAAUAAUGAACAUGGCGCAAAUAGCGAAAACGAAGAUGUGGAUGUUGACAAUGUGCAACAUAGUUGGCAGGAAUCAUUUGCAGAUAACUUGAGCCAGGAGGAGUCAGAUGGUCCGAGCGUUGAUCACGAUGAGGGAGAGAUCGAUAUUGAGGAGGCUCAAAGGCAGCAGAAGAUGCUUGAGACACAUUGGAAGGUCAUGGCUAUGACCUUUCGGUCGCAAGGGGAUGCAUACAUAUUCUACAACAAUCACGCCAGAGAACACGGGUUUAGCAUAAGGAAACAGAAGGUGAAACGAGGUGCUUCGGGAAUGAUCCGGUACCGGCGGUUUCUUUGCUCCAGGGCUGGGAGAAGGCAGAGCAAGUUCAUAACCAUGGAGGGCCGCAAGCGCAGGCUUAGACCGGAGACUCGUUGUGACUGCGGUGCACAUAUGGUG